GGGAGGGGCUUCAGGGUGCGCGCAUCGCGAAAAGUUUACAGUUAGUAGAUGUCCCUCAGCGAAAGCACACCUGACUGUUUGCAUGUGGAGAUUGCUGUAAAUCUACUUGCCAUACAGUGAGUGAGCGAGUGCGUGUUGUUUGUCUUGUUUAGAUGAACGGAUGCGUAUUAGACGUGGGAAAGCUAUGCAGACGUGACAGGUGGAAUACGUAGAAUUUUUACCACUAGAUGGCGCCAAAACACAAUAACAUCAAAUGACGUUGUUUAAUGACGCUCUGAAGCAGCGUGGAAUUAUGGGAUUUGUAGUCUUUAACUCAACCGCUGAUGGCCAUCAAUCAGACGCGAACGAGAAAUCACAUUGACGGAUAAGAUGUCUCAACAUCAGCUCGGGAGUCUGGAGAGAGGGAGGGAGAUCAAACAGAAGAAAGAACAGCAAUUCAUUCAGCCUUUGAAUAAACAGAAGAGUGAACAGAGUGUUACUAUCAGCCCCUCGGUGAAGCAAAAGCUACAGCAGCUACUUCUAAGCAGGCUGCACCAAGUUGCACCUCGGGACACUAGUCUAGCUACAUCACUCAGGAAUCAAAAUCAGGAUCUGAUUCAGUCAAAGUGUAUAUCUAACACACUUGUUUUUGAGGAGGACAAUCCAUUAAGAAGAUCAGUCUCAGAGCCAAUUCUGAAAGUGAAACCAAGGAGAAAUUUAUACAGCAGACCUUACCCGCUGCAGCGUAAAACCAGCGCGCCACCUGCUGUCAGGGUUUUUGACACUAUGGGUUCAGCAGCAGAUAAAGAAGCAAAGAAUUAUGGCCAAUUACGAUCACAUGAGAUACAUCAGACAGCACCUAUGACACACAUGAACUAUGCUUUCCACCAAUCCAUCCACUGGCCUGGUGGGCAACCGAGUUGGCCUGCCACUCACGUGCAGUCGCAGUUUUUAACUGUACCUCCACAUGUUCAUUCAGUUCCUGUGAUACAUUCAGUGAUGUCCCAUAGGCCAUUGGUCAAGGCCAAUUCGGCGCCUGAAUACAUCCAGCAAACACACAUACACACACAGACUCUUACAAUUACACACCCCACAUAUGAACUUCACUUCGGCGGUGCACAGGAAGGAGUCCAGCACCACAUUCUUCCUAACAAGGAACGUGUUAGAAGCUCGUGGUCCAUGUCUCCAGGAGGGGUGUAUAAAAAGGAUGGCAUUGAGAAAGACUAUCAUAAGAGAUUUUCGGCCAAUUUUGAGAACAUCCUGUUUGAGCCAGUCGAUGACAGUUGCACCAAUGAGGCCGGAUUACAGCAACCUGAAGAAAAUAACAGCCGACCAUUUAGAAAGUUUAACCGGCACUUUAACAAAUCUCUGCCAUCGCGCUUAAGCCCACAGAAGCAGAUGAUUAUCAUGAAUAAACCAAACUACAUCACAGGUUUGGUGUAUGACCCUCAGAUGCUGAAACACGAGUGUGACUGUGGAGAUAACAGGAAUCACCCAGAACACGCUGGCAGAAUUAAGAGCAUCUGGUCGAGGUUGCAGGAGUGUGGCCUCAGGAAUCAGUGUGAGUUGGUUAAAGGCAGGAUGGCCGCUUCUGAGGAACUAGAGUCAGUCCAUUUGAAGGAUCAUGUAACUCAGUUCACAGAAACACAGUCACCCAACAAUAUGGAUCCAGAAUUGAUUCGGACACAACCAUGUGGUGGAAGGGGGUGCCAGGAUAUGGUAUGGAAUGGUGCGUCCAGCGCAGCAGCACUUAAAACGGCAGUCGGCAGUGUUGUCGAGCUGGCCUUGCUUGUGGCUGACGGACGGCUGAGGAAUGGGUUUGCAGUGGUCAGACCUCCAGGACAUCACGCAGCCCACGCACAGACACAUGGCUUCAGUAUAUUUAACUCGGUUGCAAUUGCUGCUAAACAACUUCAGGAGAGAUCACAUAUGAAAAAGAUUCUUAUAGUGGAUUGGGAUAUUCACCAUGGUAGUGGAACCGAGAAGAUUUUCUGGACAGAUCCUAGUGUGCUAUACAUUUCUCUUCAUCGCUUUGACUAUGGUUCCUUCUUUCCUGGUACGGGACAACCCAAUAUGGUAGGAAGUGGAAGAGGGAAAGGCUAUAAUGUAAAUGUGGCUUGGUCUGGUGGGCUGAAUCCUCCAAUGGGAGAUGCAGAAUAUUUAGCUGCAUUCAGGACAGUAGUUAUGCCCAUUGCACAUGAGUUUUCUCCUAAUGUGGUCUUGGUGUCAGCUGGUUUUGAUGCUACUGAAGGACACUCACCUGCCUUGGGUGGAUACAAAGUUUCGGCUAAAUGUUUUGGGGUCCUGACUCAGAAGUUAAUGGAGUUGGCUGAAGGUCGUGUAGUCUUGGUCUUAGAGGGAGGUUAUGACCUCACGACCCUCUGUGAUGCAUCACAGGCCUGUGUCCAUGCUCUUCUGGGACAUGAGCCUGAGCCUUUAGCUGAAGAUGAAUUACUGAGGAGGCCGUGUGAUAAUGCAGUCAAGUCUCUGGAGGAAGUACUGGCUGUACAGAGCCGGUACUGGGAUUCAGUGAAGUCUAUGUCAAAGACUUUGGCUUUGCCGCAUGUUAAAGCAGAGAGGAGAUAUUCGGCAGGCAGUGAUGCUGCUUCUGCGCUGGGUGGUCUCACCAUGACCAUUCCCAGAACAAAAAGUUCCCUGAAUGAACCAAUGGAGCACGAUGAAGCUGAUUCAAUGUAGCGGUCAGUUUGUUUAUACCAUUUCUGUGCUAGAAGACUUCAUUUACCUCUGCCAGCAGAUGCACACAGCACCAAAUACUGAACCCAGUAUGACUGUGGUGUGAGACAGGAGACAAUCCUAAAAAACUGUAGCCAAAUAAUAAACUUUUUGAGAAUUACUAUUAAGCUUCACUGAGAAACAAGAGAACGUAUGUCAUUGCUAUGUUACGUAAUGAAAUCGUAUUAGGGAUUAAGUUGAGUCCUGGCAAUGUUUUGCUGAACUGACAGGAAUUUGCAAUAAUAACUUGCGCACGAAACCCCUGGGCACACACAGACAGAGAGCAAGCUAAAGUUUGUGAAACAUUAAAAUGUUUUGUUCCAGGUCUUGAUAUGCAGGCAAAACAAUUCAACUGCAGGCAGACUGACCUCAGUCAGUGUAGUCGCUAUGUACAACUUGUGAAUAAAAUCAAGGCCAUGUUAGAUACUGCAGCUGGCUGAUAAUGCAAAGUAAAGUGUUUUAAGAUCUUCUGAAUCAAGAUUUGUUGUUACGUGGUAUUUGGUGGAAAUUGGAAAGACAUUACAAUGUUACAACCAAUAAAUAACUUUUUUAUUUAACAAACAUUAAGCAUGGCGUCAACACUGACUGAAGUCCAUACUGAUGUGUAUUAAAUGGUUUUGCAUUUUACCAGCAUAUUCAUUACAAAUGUUAAAGAAAUCCUCAGUUUUAAAGGAACAGUAUGUAAGAAAUGUAUAUCAAUUAAUCAUAAAAUGGCCCUGAUAUGUCACUAAACAUUAAGAAAUCAUUUUCAUUUCAAAUACUUUUAUCACUGACAACAGUGGUCUGGCCAGGAUAUUGUCAUUUAAAAAGUGGAGUUGCAGUCCUCAACUGAUGUUUAUGUUGUCAUGUUGUGUAUUGGCCACAAGUCGUGUGAUUGCAGUACCAGUUUUGGCCACAAUCCUACAUACUGUUCCUUUAACUUUGUGGUCAAACUAUAUUUUUGUCAGGAGUCUGUAUUUGUCCAACCGCACUUUUAACCAAGAUGUCUUUUUUAAAACUGCUCUUGUUAAAAUAUUGAUUUUUUUAUGAGUAUGUAAAGGCCAGUUAAGUCAUAAAGUAAUGAUCUCAGGUCACAUGCAUAAGACUUUUAUACCAAGUGUAUCUCUAAAUGUAAUUAUAAAACUAAUGUUUGUAUAAAAUAACAUUUUGAUGAAAAAUUGAUGAUGUGUUCUAUGGCUGCAGAUUUUUAUUGUAUUAUUUUCUUAAUUAAAGCAUUUUCU
Messenger RNA from Misgurnus anguillicaudatus (oriental weatherfish), 3932 nucleotides. NCBI's taxonomy places the organism in Eukaryota, Metazoa, Chordata, Actinopteri, Cypriniformes, Cobitidae. The record is from RefSeq and is a predicted model, not a curated record.